This is a messenger RNA of Anolis sagrei ordinatus, 6365 nucleotides long. It is a transcript of the gene TBC1D30, whose product is annotated as TBC1 domain family member 30. Gene Ontology annotation, cellular component: endoplasmic reticulum. The record is from RefSeq and is a predicted model, not a curated record. NCBI's taxonomy places the organism in Eukaryota, Metazoa, Chordata, Lepidosauria, Squamata, Anolidae.
CCUCCACUUUCUCUCAUGCCUCCCCCGUCGCGGCAACAAUGCGCCCAACCCGGAACUCUAGCUUUCUCUGCCAGCUGCUGCUGCGAGCGCCUUGUUUCUCCUCCUCCUCCUCCUCCUCCUGUUCCUGCUUCUUCGCAUGGCUGCGUGGAUCGGCAUCCCAGGCGAAUGGAGCUCGCGGAAGUCAGCCUGGCCGACGACGGAGGGCGCCGAGAAGCAGAGCCCGCCAAGGCCCGGCGUGGAAGCAGCGCAGACAGCCUGGAGGGCGAGGAGGAGGCGGAGGAGGAGGUGCGGAGGGCCAGCCGCGCCUCCUCGCUGGUCAGCGGACUCUUGACGGAGCUCUACAGCGCGGGGCGGUGGUCCUGGCACCGGGGAAGCGUGGACAGCUCCACCGAGGCUUCCGCCGGCUCCGACGCCUUUCCCAGCGGGCGCACCGAGUCCCGCGCCCUGCAGGAGCUUCAGCGGAGGCCCGGCCCCCGCCACCAGAGGCAGUACCUGGCCCGGAAAGAUUUGAGUGAGUUGACGACGAUAAUACGAGAGCUGAAUUAUACAAUCUGUGUUCAGUCAUCAAAGCUACUUCGCCUUCUGAAACAAAAGGAUAGGCUUUCGCAUAAAGUACAGAAGAACUGUGACAUUGUAACAGCCUGUUUGCAAGCAGUUUCCCAAAAACGACGAGUUGACACAAAGUUGAAGUUUACACUUGAACCAUCUUUAGGUCAACAUGGGUUUCAGCAGUGGCACGAUGCUCUUAAAGCAGUGGCUAGAUUGCCAACAGGAAUACCAAAGGAGUGGAGGAGAAAGGUCUGGCUCACCUUGGCAGAUCACUACUUGAGGAGUAUAGCAAUCGACUGGGACAAAACUAUGCGCUUCACUUUCAAUGACAGAAGCAAUCCUGAUGAUGACUCCAUGGGAAUUCAGAUUGUAAAGGAUCUUCAUCGAACUGGGUGUAGUUCUUACUGUGGCCAGGAGGCAGAGCAAGACAGAGUAGUAUUAAAAAGGGUCUUACUAGCCUAUGCCAGGUGGAACAAAUCUGUAGGCUAUUGUCAAGGUUUUAACAUCCUAGCUGCUCUCAUACUGGAAGUCAUGGAAGGCAAUGAGGGAGAUGCAUUAAAAAUCAUGAUCUACUUAAUUGAUAAAGUGCUUCCUGAUAGUUACUUUGUCAAUAACCUUCGAGCACUAAGUGUUGACAUGGCUGUGUUCCGAGACCUUCUGAGAAUGAAACUCCCUGAGCUUUCCCAGCAUUUGGAUACUCUGCAGAGAGCUGCCAAUAGGGAAAGCGGAGGUGGCUAUGAACCUCCUCUCACAAAUGUCUUCACUAUGCAAUGGUUCCUUACUCUCUUCGCAACAUGUCUUCCUAAUCAUACAGUUCUAAAAAUUUGGGAUUCUGUGUUCUUUGAAGGGUCAGAAAUUAUAUUGCGAGUUGCCUUGGCUAUAUGGGCAAAGUUGGGAGAGCAGAUAGACUGUUGUGAAACUGCAGAUGACUUCUACGGCACUAUGGGCAAGUUAACUCAAGAGAUGCUGGAAGACAGCCUUAUUGACAGCAAUGAACUCAUGCAGACUGUUUAUUCCAUGGCCCAGUUCCCUUUCCCACAGCUAGCAGAAUUAAGGGAGAAAUACACGUACAAUAUCACUCCUUUUCCUGCUUCAGUGAAAUCAAAUUCUGGGAGGCUUGGUAAAGUUAAAGACAGUGAUGAAGAAAAUGAACUUGAUGAUGAGGAUUCCAUAGCUAAUGUCAUUGGUUGCCUUGGACCAUUCAGUGGGUUUUUGGCUCCAGAACUACAAAAGUAUCAAAAGCAAUUCAAAGAACAUAAUGAGGAGCAGACUUUAGGAUCUAGUAACAUUGCAGAACUAAGUCCUGGAGCAAUCGAUGCCUGUCGAAGUGAAUACCAUGCAGUCUUUAACAGCAUGAUGAUGGAACGAAUGACUACAGACAUCAAUGCACUGAAAAGACAGUAUUCCCGAAUAAAGAAGAAACAGCAGCAGCAGGUUCAUCAGGUGUACAUCAAAGCAGAUAAAGGGCCAGCUACCAAUCUUCUACCUUCUCAAGUGAACCAUUCUCCAGUGAUCAACCAUCUUCUGCUAGGAAAGAAGAUGAAGCCAACCAAUCGUUCUGCCAAAAAUGCCAUUGUUCACAUUCCAAAUCAUGCAGGAGGCAAGAUGUCACCUGGUCCCCAUGAAGACCUUAAAACAAAACUCAACUCUCCCUGGCGCACUCACAUUAGGGUACAUCGGAAGAAUAUGGCAAGAGCCAAAGGCCAGCUGGGCUAUGGUGAUACUAUAGGACUAAUAGAAGAACAGAGUGAAGGUGGAAAAGCCAAGAGCAUUGGGGCAAAAGAAGAGACUUCAAGCAAAUCGGAAUCUGUGGAUGGAGAAGGAAGUGAUUCGGAUGCUGGGAUUACCAGGAAAGCAGAUGGACAGUCUCCUGAACCAGCAUUCAAAGAUGCCAAUGUCAGUGCAAAUAUAUCAGCAGUUCAGCUGAAGCUGGAAGCACUGGAACUUACCCAAAACAACAAACAUGACACUGACUCCAGGCCAAGCCCUUACUGUCAAACACACACCUCUGAAUUGCCGGAUUCGCCCAAAGACAGUGAAACAAUGGCAACAUCCCCUCAAGUCAGCACUCCCAAGUCUCAAGUCUUUAGCCCUUUCCCUAGUGUCAAGCCACUUAGGAAAUCAGCUGCAGCCAGGAAUCUAGGAUUGUAUGGUCCAACGGAAAGAACCCCAACUGUUCACUUCCCCCAAAUGAGCAGAAGCUUUAACAAGCCCACAAAUGGUAACAGUGGAUCUAAAAGACGAUGAUGCUUAUAUUCCACUUCAUUAAUAUCACCAUUGUCAUUAUCGCUGCUGUUUGAAUUUUUAUGGUGUGUGUCUGUGGGUUCAAAGGGAUUUAUAUGUAAUUUAUUUAAUUGAAAUAAGGGAGAUUAAUGACAAAAAUGUCAGAAAUCUGUGUUUUUCUAUAAUAUGGAAUAGUGAUGGUGGCACAUUUAGCUUUCAUGGUAAAAAAUAAACUGACUCGCAGCACAGGAAAUGUUUUGAAUUUGAAUUACCUAUAGGAAAAAAGCACCCUGUAGUAAAUGUCUGUCUCUGCUCAGUACUGCCAGGCAUUCAAAUGAUACUUAUAGAACAGUUUUUGUUCAGUUGUAUCCACUAUCAAAACAUUUUGGCAAGAUUAUCACCAUUUUGUGGCAAUUGGUUAAUCCUCUUUGCUUCCUGGAACAGAACUGAGCACCAGUUUUUCAGACAAAUUACAAUACUACUAGCUGUCUGUAUCAUUACACUAAUAUAUUUGAACAAAUGACACUGUAACAGUGCUUCAAUAUUCAAACUGCUGCUUUUAACUGUUUCUCUAUUAUAGAAAUCUCUCUCAGAGGAAGAGAGAAAUAAAUGCAUUUUGUACGACUUGAUUUUGGUUGAGGGCACACUGACCUGUAGUGAGUCAUGAGAUACUAGGAAUGAUAUUUAAAUCAAUAUUUACUUAUAUAAUUUAAAAUUCUUGACAGCAUUUGAUGUUAAGGGAAAUAUACAUAUCUUGGGUUGGGUGGUCUUUAUUUCCAAGUGAGUGAGUAUAGGAUUGUGGCCUUCAUACAGUAGAGUCUCACUUAUACAACUUAAAUGGACCAGCAGAACGUUAGAUAAGCGAAAAUGUUGGAUAAUAAGAAGUGAUUAAAGAAAAACCUAUUAAAUGUCAAAUUACAUUAUGAUUUUACAAAUCAAGCACCAAAACAUCAUAUUUUACAACAAACCGACAGAAAAAGCAGUUCAAUACACGGUAACGUUAUGUAGUAUUUACUGUAUUUACGAAUUUAGCACUAAAACAUCACAGUGUAUUGAAACCGCUGUGGAUCAGGGCGGGAGGCAGACUGUGUUGGAUAAUACAGAAGUUGGAUGAGCAAAAGUUGAAUAAUCGAGACCCCACUGUAUUUUGUUUUGUAAGGCACUAAGCUUUAAAAAUGUUUAGCACUUUUGAUCUCCGAUGUGUUAUAGUUGAUUCCCAUUUAAGAAAGAUCCAGGUCUGUGUCCUGUGAUAUGAGAUCACUAUCUACAUAUUUUCUAACAUUCCUUUACAAUGAAUAUUUUUAGCAGCUUCCACAAGAUUAUGUACUUUCCAUCUGAAGUGAGCAAACAAACUGGAAAAUCUUGGGAUCUAGUUCUUACAGUGCUAUAUUGUUGCUAAGAGAUUCAUUAAGACUCUGAAACUUGGCAGAUAACAGUGGAAAGUGGAUUCCCCUGCCUUGAUCUGAAUUUUUUUUUUGUCAUGUCAGGAGUGGCUUGAGAAACUGCAAGUCGCUUCUGGUGUGAGAGAAUUGGCCAUCAGCAAGGACAAUGCUCUGGGGACGCCUGGAUGUUUCGAUGUUUUACCAUCUUUGUGGGAGGCUUCCCUCAUGUCCCUGCAUGGGGAGCUGGAGCUGAUAGAGGGAGCUCAUCCACGCUCUCCCCGGAUUCGAACCUCCGACCUGUUGGAGUUUAAUUCACUGUGCUACCGGGGGCUCCACUUUGCAAGAUUAAGUACAAUAAAAAAUAGUAUGUGCUGCCAUAGCAACAGUUGUCAUUAGAAGAAAAUUUCUCUCUAUUUAGAAUAGAUUAAUAUUGAACUUUAAAACUUGGUGCAUAAGACAGGAAGGGUGCUUAAAGAACAAAAGCUGAUGACUCAGCCCUCUGCCCACACCCAUUUUUGGAUAUUUCCCAUACAAAAUUCCCCCAAUUGUCCACAAGCCUUGGGUAGAAAGUCACAUGAAAGUCGAUUGUAAGAAAGUCAUCUUACAAUCUACAGCUGGUUAAGCAAUUGAUACAAACCAUGUCUGCAUAGUCUACUAUGACAAUGCACCAAAUGCAAUAUUAAGACAUCACAUUGAUAAGCAUGUGGAAAUGAAUAAAAUGCUAACUUAGGGGGGAAAAACAACCAGGACCUAAUAGAUUGUAUAAUUAAUUUUUAGGAAAUUUUAAACUUGCAAUUCCUUAACUGCAGUCUGCAUGCUGCAUGCCAAACAUUUUCUGAAUCUAGAGAAGGUUUAAGAGGAAUUUGUACUGUGGCACUGAGGCUGCUUUUAACAAGAAAAAUCCCACAGUGUGUCGGCUUCUCUGAUGGAGUUCUUUGGAUCUCUGUUACUGUUUCCAAUAUUUUGUAGAACAUAUAAAUAAAAGGUAAAGGUUUUCAACUGACAUUAAGUCCAGUCAUGUCUGACCCUGGAGAUUGGUGCUCAUCUCCAUUUUUAAACUGAAGAGCUGGCAUUGUCCAUAGACACCCCCUAGGUCAUGUGGCUGGCAUGACUGCAUGGAGCACUGUUACCUUACCACAGGAGCACUACCUAUUAAUCUACUCACAUUAGCAUGUUUUCGAACUGCUAGGUUGGCAGAAGCUGGGGCUAACAGCGGGAGCUCAUUCUGCUCCCUGGAUUCGAAUUGGUUACUUUUAGUCAGCAAGUUCAACAGCUCAGCGGUUUAACCAACUGCACCACCAGGAGCUCCAUAUAAUAAUUUUUUAAAACAAUUAUUGCACAUGAUGCUGGAAGUACACUGAUUUAAAGUGAAGGUUGGAAUCUUCUGUUCAUUUAAAACUCUUAUUAUGUUGUUUCUCAAAACUUAUGCAAGUUUUUAAAAAAGUGAAUGCUUUUUUUCCUUUCUACAACAAAUUUAUUCCCAUUCUUAAUGGAAUAACUAAAGUGGUUGAAACUAAUCUCCAGGAUUGGGUUGGAGAUUAAUUUCAACCACUUUAGUUAUUCCAUUAAGAAUGGGAAUAAAAAGACCUCACAAUCUCUGAGGAUGCCUGCUAUAGAUGCAGGCGAAACAUCAGGAGAGAAUGCUUCUUGAGCAUGACCAUACAGCCCGAAAAACCUACAACAACCCAGUGAUUCCGGCCAUGAAAGUAUUCGACAAUAAAUCUCCAAGACUGGCAGCAUCCUAUUCAUUAAUAGACCUGAAAAUGUUUUCUUUCCCCACCCUCACUGCCAUUGAAAAAUGUUGGAAGGGAUUUGUAUGUAAUUUAUUUAAUUGAAAUAAGGGAGAUUAGUUCAAUUUAAUUCUUUGUUGGGAACCGCUUUGAUACAUGCACAGUGAAGUCCGUGUCUAUGUGGAAUACUGUAUAGGAACUCAGCGCAUGAUUACUUGAAUAGGAGAUGCUAGUUUGGGCCCGGUGUCUCUGUCUUUUAUCAUAAUGUCUUAAGUGAGUUUGGGCCCAUUGUUUUUACCAUCUGGCUGAAGCUGGUAUGAAAUUUAAGGAGCUUAUCAGGUUUGCUUCCUCGUUGAAUGCCGCGUGUGGCGUGUUUUAAGAGACCAGUGUUAAACUCUAUGUCUUAUGAAUUUCUUCUUUGAUGUAUUCAAUAUACUGUAAAUAUUAUUGUAUAUUAUAAAUAUAUUCAGGAUGUGUAAAA